GAGAGGGAAAACAGGGUGAUGUGUGUGCUGUGAAUUCAAAGCUGGGUGGGUCUACGCUGUUUCACAUUCCCAAAAUCGCCGUGCGUCAAAGCACUUUCAGUUUACAAAAGGCCACGAUGUUGAUGCUGGCUGGAAUCGUUGUUCUGCACAUCACCACCAUCAUCCUGCUCCUGGUGGCCGUCAUUGAUAACGCCUGGUGGAUCACUGAUACAGUGUCAACUGACUUGUGGGGCAGAUGGGAGUUGACGAAUAGCGCCUGGCAUUACACCAACCUGAAAAACUACCCUGAGGAAUAUCUCCAGACGGUGCAGGCCACCACAGUGCUGGCCUGUAUUUUCACCAUUCUGGCCUUGUUUGUGUUUGUGGCUCAGCUGUUCACCCUGCCCAAGGGCCAGAGGUUCACCUUCACUGGCAUUUUACAGCUAGUCGCCUGCCUGUGUAUAAUGAUAGCGGCCUCAGUCUACACGGCCGAGUUCCACGCCAAUGAGACGAAGGGAGGGUACGGACACUCCUAUGUCCUGGCCUGGAUCUCUUUUGUCCUCGCCUUCAUCUUAACCAUCACCUACCUCAUCCUAAGGAAGAAGAGCGAGUGAGAGGAUAAAGGGGCCGAGGACCGAGGUCAGGCCUGGGAUCAUGAUCCCGGUUUGAAUUUGGGAAAUUAAAAGAAUGGGAUUUGCGUCAUAAAUUGGAGGGGGGGGGGGAAACAAAACAUUAAGAUUGAUGAUCUACAUCUGCAGCUAGGAAAACGGGGGAGGAUAAUGUCCGAUUGCUUAAAAGAGCCAUUUGUUUAUAUUUUGAAUAUUAUAAAUUGAAAUGGAGCUCAUGCUUAUAUUACAUGAAGGGCUGAACUUGACAAUUUUACUUCAUAGAUUUCUAUUUGAUUAAAGGGAGAGGGCAGUGUGGGCUAAAACAUGAUGGUUGUGAUGAGGAGGGGGCAACCUUUUAAAAGUGCUUAUUUCAUAGCAGUGUAUCCAUAAAAUAAUGAAUAAAUCAAUGGUCUUUUAAAAUGUAGUUACAUAUACAAUUGGAGAAUAGUCCAUAUCCAUUAGUACUGUAAAGGAGUAGUUUGAAAUAUACAAGCUUUCUUGCAGAGAGGGUUGAUGCCAGCAUUAUAUCUGUGUUAAGUAUAAAGCUACUGCCAGCAGAGGGAUAGCUUAGCAUAAAAACUGGAAACUGCUAGCUAAAAAGCAAAUUGUAAAAAUGACAAAUUGUGGUUUCUGGGGGCGAUGAGCUGCAGUGUUUGUUGGCCACGCAUCGACCAAAACCAACGAGAAGAAAGUUGAGCUUUAGAAGUGCUGGUUAGCGUAGUUUUGACAGCCAUGCUAGCUGUUUACCAGUCAUUGUGCUAAGCUAAGCUAAGCUAACCUACUGCUGCAGAUAGCUUCAUGUUUACCAAACAGAAAUGAGAGUGGUAUAAUCCUUCUCAUCCAACUCUGCAAGAAGGAAAGAGAAAUACUUCCACAUGUCCAACUACUCCUUUAAGAAUCGAACUAAGUUGACCAUGUGGGAGGAGAAAAGCCCUUCAGAGAUUUAGUAGUUGAAAAUACUCUGAGAUGAAAGUGCUUAUCAUCCUGUAUAAUCACGUGGUGAGGCUGACAGUUACUACUGCAGGUUUCCAGAGUGGAAGAAUAUACUGCAUCUGUGAAGGUACAGCAUGUUGGCAAAGCUACAACAGUCCUGUUGUAGUACUUGAACAAUCAGGAAAGACCAGCCUCAAUAUACAGCACAAGUAGUUUUAAUCAUGUAUCCUCGUUUUACAACUGAAGUAUAGUGUAUCCUUUUUUUAAUCUAUGUACAUUGUAACCAUUAUAUUUUUGUAACAUUUUGUAUGGAGUGUUGUUUGAUUUUGUGUGUGUAGUUGGCUGCUAUCAUAAGAAAAGUGCAUGCAAUGUGUACAGGUGAACUUUAAGUGAACCAGGAUGGAGGUCAAUGUUUAAUUUCGCCAUAAUUCAAAACUAUGCAAUAGGUUUUGUUUGUAAUUACAUUGGAAUUCAAGCUAUAUCAUUUAAUAAUAAAACAAAUCAUACCAAAA
Anarrhichthys ocellatus (wolf-eel) is the source of this 2032-nucleotide messenger RNA. RefSeq names its product epithelial membrane protein 1 (gene emp1a). The record is from RefSeq and is a predicted model, not a curated record. Gene Ontology annotation, cellular component: plasma membrane. The coding region runs from base 117 to 593 and encodes 158 amino acids. The transcript has 5 exons. Lineage: Eukaryota; Metazoa; Chordata; Actinopteri; Perciformes; Anarhichadidae.